This is a messenger RNA of Malaya genurostris, 1650 nucleotides long. RefSeq names its product proton-coupled amino acid transporter-like protein CG1139. Gene Ontology annotation, molecular function: amino acid transmembrane transporter activity. The coding region runs from base 120 to 1613 and encodes 497 amino acids. The transcript has 5 exons. Gene Ontology annotation, biological process: amino acid transmembrane transport. Lineage: Eukaryota; Metazoa; Arthropoda; Insecta; Diptera; Culicidae. Gene Ontology annotation, cellular component: vacuolar membrane. The record is from RefSeq and is a predicted model, not a curated record.
ACUUGACCGAGUGACCACCUUACAUAUCCAACUCUCUCGGGAACUCGUCAGUUUGCGGUCCGGAGUUACCAGCAGCGGUUGGCGGUUACGAUUUCUCCUCGAUCAACAAGUAAAACGCGAUGACAAUAACCGUCUCGAGCGACGAACGUCAUCAACAUGGAAUAAACGGGAACCUAUCGGACGGGACCAUCAACAAUGGUUUCAUACUAGAAGAUUUGGGCAGUAAGAAACAAAAUGGUGCCAAUCAUCAUCAUGGUACCCACCACGGGCACGACCAUCACUACCACGUGCGUCAUCAUCACCUCCGAGAAAAACCCGACCACGACUACACCGAUGAUGUGAUCACCACACAUGGCGUUCAGCCGCACCACAAGACAACCUACCUGGAAACAAUGACCCACCUCCUCAAAGGCAAUAUCGGCACGGGCUGUUAUGCAAUGGGUGAUGCGUUCAAAAAUGGAGGUUUGAUUCUGGCCCCUAUACUCACCUUGUUCCUUGGAUUUAUUUGCGUCCAUUGUCAGCAUGUUUUGUUGAAUUGUGCCAAUAAACUCCACCUUAAUCAACAGACCAAAGGCCACCCGCCGGAUUUUGCGGAAACCGUAGGACUCUCCUUCAAAGCAGGUCCUCCCAGGUUUAGAAAUCUUGCUAAGCCGAUGAAGAUGGCGGUCAACAUUUUCAUCUGCGUGACACAACUAGGUUUUUGCUGUAUAUACUUUGUAUUCAUCAGUUCGAAUUUCAAACAGAUUUUUGAUCGCUACGACCUGAUUCUUGAUGUGCAUUAUCAUAUGGCUAUACUGCUGAUCCCCAUCAUUCUAACUGCAAUUAUUACAAAGCUUAAAUUUUUAUCGUAUUGUUCGAUGAUUGCAAACAUAUUCAUGUCGCUUGGCAUAGGAAUCACCUUCUAUUACGCCGGCCAGGAUCUUCCAUCGCUAACAGAACGUCGUUUCGUCGCCGACUGGGACCAGAUGCCACUGUUUUUUGGUACAGCCAUUUUUGCCUUCGAAGGAAUCGCCUUGGUUCUUCCUCUCCAGAACGAAAUGAAGCAGCCGCAUGAUUUCCGCAAAACCUUUGGCGUACUGAACAUCGGUAUGGUGUUUAUUGUAACGCUUUUCACCAGCUUUGGCUUUGUAGGUUACCUCAAGUGGGGCGAGGACGUGGAAGGAACUAUGACACUUAAUCUCCCGGACGAUGAGAUUUUGGCUGAAAGUGUCAAAGUUAUGAUCGCGCUAGGUGUGUUACUUGGAUAUGCGCUUCAAUUUUUUGUGGCGAUCGCAAUUAUGUGGCCAUCGGUGCAGUGCCGCUUGAACAUCACCCAACACAAAACAUUAGCCGAGAUGGGUUUCCGCGUAGGAAUGGUGUUUGUUACGUUCAUCAUUGCUGAAUGCGUUCCAAAACUCAGUCUGUUCAUCUCGUUAAUCGGUGCGUUAUGUUCAACUGCGUUGGCGCUAAUAUUUCCACCGAUUAUCGAAUUGAUCGUAGCGUACUCGGAUGGAGAACGGAACCCAAGCGUGUUUCUACUGGCUAAAAACAUUUUCAUAUUAUUGUUGGCGCUGCUUGGAUUCUUCACUGGGAGCUACGAAAGUUUGACAAAAAUCAUACAAGAGCUACUAUGAUUCUGUAUAUAAAUCGUUAAGUCUUACUAUUGUUAAA